Salvia splendens (bonfire salvia) is the source of this 785-nucleotide messenger RNA. Its product is annotated as methyl-CpG-binding domain-containing protein 4-like. Gene Ontology annotation, molecular function: zinc ion binding; DNA binding. The transcript is spliced from 2 exons. The record is from RefSeq and is a predicted model, not a curated record. NCBI's taxonomy places the organism in Eukaryota, Viridiplantae, Streptophyta, Magnoliopsida, Lamiales, Lamiaceae. The coding region runs from base 106 to 558 and encodes 150 amino acids.
UCUAAGGUGAGUUAAUGAUGGAGUAUUAAAGAGGUAAAUAAAUAUACACAAGUCAUAGAAGCCUCCGCCUGCAGAAAAUUUGCUGGGUAAAUUGAAUUCGCUGAUAUGAAGAAGAGCCAACAAUCUAAAAGGAAAAGGCAAUCAAUAAGUGGUAAUGCUUUGGUUGACCUAUGGAGUGCACAAUGCGCGGAAUGUUUCAAGUGGAGGCUGAUUCCUACUGAGGAAGAGUUUGAAGAAAUCAGAAGCAAAUUCAGUGAGGACCCUUUUUUCUGCAGCAAGAAACCAGGUGUUUCAUGCGAUGAUCCAGCUGAUAUAGAACGCGAUGAAACCCGCACUUGGGCCAUUCACAAGCCCGGCAUUCCAAAAACCCCUUUCGGGUUCAAGAGGACAUUGGUAAUGCGGAGGGAUUUAUCUAAAAUGGACUGCUAUUAUGAUGCUCCCAAUGGCAAGAAAUUGAGGGCCUUGACUGAUGUUAGCAAGUUCUUGGAUAAGUUUCCGGAGUUCAAAAAGAACAUCUCACCUGCUGAUUUCAGUUUUACAAGUCCUAAGCUCGUGUAGGAGACAACGUCUAAGAUAACAGCGAACCGAGGCUGACAUCAACGGGGUUCUUUAGUCUGUUUGAGCUGCAAUUUGUGUUUUCCAUUUGUUCAUAGUGGGGGAGAAAGAGUUGUUCCAGAUUUCGGUUCUGACAUAGAUGUGCAUACUUGGUGAAUGUAUGUUGCAUUUGCAAUUAUGGUACUGUUAUUUGUUGUUAUUUUUAUGAAUUGAAAUUGGAAUUGGAUGUA